This is a messenger RNA of Racocetra persica, 456 nucleotides long. Lineage: Eukaryota; Fungi; Glomeromycota; Glomeromycetes; Diversisporales; Gigasporaceae. The record is from the annotation of a GenBank genome assembly.
AUGUUGCCGUUUAAGCACGCAAAUAAGGAUUUAUCUGAAGAAACAUUAAUGAAGCUUUCAAAUUCUUCAACUACUAUCGCUAUGGAUAAUGAAUCUUUAUGGAUUGAUGGAAAAUGGAUAAAAGAUUCUUCUGAUCGUACUUUAAUGUUUCGUGGCAUAAAUUUAUCCGGCGCUUCCAAAAAUCCUCCAAAUAUACCUUCACAUGUACUCGAAGGUUUUUUUGACCAUAGAAAUGUUAGCUUUAUUGGGAGACCUUUUCCUUUAGAAGAAGCUGACCAACAUUUCUCUCGUUUAAAACACUGGGGUUUUAAUUUUUUGAGAUUUAUUGUCACUUGGGAAGCUCUUGAGCACAAAGGACCUGGUAUAUAUGAUUUUGAAUUCAUUGAUUAUAUUAUAAAAAUCCUUCAAAAGGCCAAAGAACAUGGCUUUAAAUGUUUUAUUGAUCCUCACCAAGAU